AUGUCAUCGCGUUAUCGCCGUCGUUUGAUGACCGCCGGCGACGACGUCGGCGGCAGUGCGCCGGAGCUGCGUUGCCCCGCCCAUUGCCGUUGUCCCGCCCAUUGGCGCAGCUGCAACGACUUCGGCUCCACCCGCUCGUCGUCGUCAUCGUCAUCGAAACGACGCAUCGAAUACCCGGUUUCACUCGCAAAGUUCAUCAUGUCCGACAACGGUACUACGGAAAGUCCAGCUUCUACACCACCACCACCACCAUCAUCUCAAGCUCCAUCGACACCAUCGCAUCAAACCAACACACGUGAUCGUCUAUUUGGAUCUGAAGUAUCAAAACCAUCACCGAAAAAGAUCAACCCCACCUUUAAAUCGUCAAUUUUCGAUUCGGCUCCGCCCACAUCACCACAGCGAACCCCAAAGAAAACUAUUCCAUCACUUGCACGAAACCCUAUCACCGGUGAAGUGAAGCAAACAGCACCACAACAGCAAAUCAGUGUCUGA
This is a messenger RNA of Necator americanus (New World hookworm), 492 nucleotides long. RefSeq lists its product as uncharacterized. The transcript is spliced from 4 exons. The record is from RefSeq and is a predicted model, not a curated record. Lineage: Eukaryota; Metazoa; Nematoda; Chromadorea; Rhabditida; Ancylostomatidae. The coding region runs from base 1 to 492 and encodes 163 amino acids.